This is a messenger RNA of Aureobasidium musti, 783 nucleotides long. The record is from the annotation of a GenBank genome assembly. NCBI's taxonomy places the organism in Eukaryota, Fungi, Ascomycota, Dothideomycetes, Dothideales, Saccotheciaceae.
AUGUCCUUGAUUCGAGAGCUUGAAAAAGCAGAUCGCGAUUUGCAGUUCGACUUCCUAGGUCUACCGCCAGAAGUACGUCAGAUGGUGCUCCGGUACGUCUGCGUCGGUUCCGCUACCACCUUCCAUCCUCAGCAGCAACCUGCCAUCGCCAGGACUUGUUCACUCUUGAGAAGCGAAGCCUUGACUUUGUACUAUGGUAGCAACAGAUUUGCCAUCUUCGUCAGCAAGACGAAGCCUGGGAUGAGCUACAAAGCACCAUCUGACUUAAACAGCUGGCUUCAUGAACUCGAGCCAUGUGAUCUCGCUUCCGUACGCUCGCUAUCAUUUGUCCAUCUCAAUGCAAGCAUUGUCCUUGACAUCGACUUUGAUGUACGUGGUCAGAGGUUUGGCAUCGUGCGUCGGAGCACUCUAUCGCCUCCUGCUAGGAAAGAAGACUUACAUUACACAUUCGACUCCAGGUGGCAUGCGAACGUCCCACAAUUUAUUGCAUCUGUCAUGCAAGACGUGCGCUGGGCUGAAGAUCUGCACAUAAGUUAUCCGUACACGGAGAGCUCACUCUCUUUGCUCACUACAUUCAAGUCUUGUGUCUUGGAGCGGGUCAGGCAAGCUUACUCGGUCACAAUCGACGAAAGCACAAUGAGCUGGUACCGUUGCUGGAGACUCUUGAAUGAGCAGUGGAAUGCUCGUAAUGGCUUCUCGUGUUCUAGCAUCAGGGAGAUUGCAGAGAUGCUGGUUGAGAUCGAGUCGGACGUGGAGAGCCUCUGGGUCGAUGACUUCGCCUAA